Molecule: messenger RNA, 4046 nt
Organism: Dermacentor albipictus
Lineage: Eukaryota; Metazoa; Arthropoda; Arachnida; Ixodida; Ixodidae
Product: adhesion G protein-coupled receptor E2-like
Biological process (GO): G protein-coupled receptor signaling pathway; homophilic cell-cell adhesion; cell surface receptor signaling pathway
Cellular component (GO): membrane
Molecular function (GO): G protein-coupled receptor activity; calcium ion binding; protein binding
Source: RefSeq, a predicted model, not a curated record
UCACACAAGUGUCUCUUGCGGAUAACGCCGUUACGGAUAUCUCGUAAGGGGAAUCCUGGAUUGAGCACCACACCAUGUCAUCGUCAAGACAAGCCUCGAUGGCCUGGUGGCUGUGGAUGCUUGCGUCGGUGAUGAACCUCAAGAAAGCCGAAGGCGUGCUCGUGUUCUGGUCGCCGUUCCACGACCCCCGGGUCCACGAGAACGCCCCGGCGGGUGUCCACGUGACCACCGUGCGAGCGCUAGACGAAUCGGCGCCCGGCAAGCCCGUCGCCUACAGCCUGCUGGACGUCAAGGACUCCAGCUUCUUCCACUUGAACCACCUCACGGGAAACCUGACGACAGUGAGGCCCAUCAACCGGAAAGUCGGCGAUAAGUACGAGGUUAUCGUGGCGGCCGUGAGCCAGGGUGUGACCGAGGUGAAGACGAUGCAGAUCGAGGUGACCGUACCCAACCGCUACCCACCCCGGUUCGAGCACCCGGUGUACCGCGCCGAGGUGCACCAGACACGCACCCGGCCCGGGUACCGGGUACUCCAGGUGCGCGCCCACGACCCGGACCCGAUGCCGUACAACGCCGAGGUCUACUACCGCCUCGAGGCCGGACCGGAGUCUACAAAGGCGCUUAGGGAAGCUGGCAUUCUUUUAAAGUACCUCGCCCUGGACGGCAUCACGGGCGAAGUGAUGCUGAACAGAAGCCUCGUCGACUUGGCGGAUUCCACGAUCGCCUUCACUGUCAUCGCCGAAGACGGCGGCUCCCCCAAGCAGCAAGACCGCGCCCGCGUCGAAAUCCUCGUCAAGACCAUAUCCGACCCCCAGAACGCGCGCGCUGUCGUGGUGAACGAGACGAGCGUGCGCGUCUGCUGGCAGCGACCCCUGUACGGCAACGUGUCCGGCUACGUGGUCAAGUACCGGGCGGCGUCGGAGAACGUCACCUCGUACCUCAACGUGACCACGGGCACCGCCGCCGACAAGUGCGUUCCGGUGCUCAAUCUGCGGCCCUGGACCGACUACGAGUACCGAGUGUAUGCCUGGAACGGCCGCGAAGAGGGCAUCGGCAGUCCCGUGGACAGAUUUGCGACGCGCAUCGACUACUGCCUGAUGAACGUCUGCAAGCACGGCUCGUGCGAGGUCACGGACGCACGCCCCGGUUACCGGUGCGUGUGCGACCCGGGCUUCUACGGGGACGCGUGCGAGCAUUUCGACCCGUGCUCGGAGAACCCAUGCAAGACGUUUGGCACGUGCAUCAACACGGGUCACGGCGAGUACCGCUGCGACUGCUUCACGGGUUUCUCGGGCCGAAACUGCUCCGACUUCGACCCGUGCCUGCUCAAGCCGUCCGCCUGCCUGCACGGGGGCGUGUGCCAGUCCAACGCGUCGCACAUGUUCACCUGCCUCUGCGUGGACGGCUACUACGGCAAGACGUGCCACCAGUACGACCCGUGCUUCUCGUCCCCCUGCCUGCACGGCGCCCGCUGCCUGAACGAGUCGGACGUCAAGUUCAGCUGCCAGUGUCUGCAGGGAUACGCGGGAAACCUUUGCGAGCAGAACAUCAACGAGUGCCUCUCAAGCCCUUGCAAAAACCGCGGUGAGUGCGAGGACGGCAUCAACAGCUUCACCUGCCACUGCCCUCCGGGUUACGGUGGCCCACUGUGCGAGCUCAGAGACGCUUGCCCGGAAGAACUGCAGCAAACGGACAAAGGCACCUUCCACUGGCAGCCCACACAGCAUGGCUCCGUGGCCAAGGUCGAGUGUCCGUACGGUGCCUACAACCCGGCCAGCGAGUACAAGUACGCGAGGCGAAAGUGCCGUCUGCUGCCCAGUGGACAGACGGGCUGGAUGAAAAUUUCGGCGCAGCACUGCCGCUAUAAGAGCUUUCAGACGGCCGAGAACAUCACCUCCGAAUUGGAGUUCCUGACGCACGAUCCGAGCAACAUCAGCCCGGAGCAACUGCAGAGCUUCGCUGAUAAGAUUGAGCCGGUUGUCGAAUACGCCAUCAAGGAUAUCAAGAUUGCGCAAGCCAUGAUUCACGUGAUCAGCAACUUCCUCGCGCUCAAUGACAGCGUGAUCGCAGAAGGAGACGCGACAGGAAUGGCUGUCGAAAAGCUGGUCUCUGUUGUGGAGCGAUUCACCUCGGAGGUGGUGCUGGGACCUGGAGCGCUGAUCAUCGAGAACGAGAACCUGGUGGUGAAGGCGGUCGCCUGGUCACCAAAGCUGCUGUCUCAGGGUCAAGAUUUUCUCAGCUUCUCCCUUCGCUCCAACGGAGACCACUAUCUGCACGAGGACUUCUCCGGGGACGGCGACGAGCAGGAGAAUGGAGAUAACAUCGUGAUCGCCAUCCCUUUCGAGGCGCUGUCGAUGGCCAUCAACAACUCUCUCCUGGCGGCCGGUGAGCCCUACCGUCCCAUACACGAGGUGGAGAAGGGGCCUCGCAUCGCGUUCAUCUCUUACCGCAACGACAAGUUCUUCCGGCCUAAUCGCCACGGCCCGGUGUCCUUGGUGAGCGCAGGCCAAGUCGUGCUCUCCGCAAAGAUCGGCGACAGCAAGAUCGAAAAUCUCACCGAUCCCUUGGUCUACUCGUACCCGACUUACAACGCCGAGAGGUACAUCUGCGCCUUCUGGGAUGAGCGCGGUAAGGAGUGGUCUACCACCGGCGUAAUGACAAACCACUCGACAAAUGUCACCGUGUGCUCCUCGACGCACAUGACUGCGUUUUCGCUGCUCCUGGACCCUCUUCCGGGAAAGACUACGGCACGCCACCACUACCGGAUUCUUUCGCUCAUAUCCUACGUAGGGUGCAUCAUGUCUGUCGUCGGGUUAUUCUUCACGAUAUUGACCUAUGCCCUUUUCAGGUGCCUGAACAAGGACCGUUCGGGCAAGAUCCUGCUCAACCUGUGCUCGGCGAUGCUCUUCCUGAACGUCUCCUUCCUGCUGGGCUCGCUGCACGAGCGGUUCCCCGGGCUCGAACUGUGCCUCGGAGCGGCUGUGGCCACGCACUACUUCCUGCUCGCCUGCCUCGCCUGGAUGGGUGUCGAGGCCUCCAACAUGUACCAGAUGCUGGUGCACGUGUUCGCCACGUCCGAGACGUGUUUCAUGCUCAAGCGCGUCCUCCUCGCCUGGGGAAUACCUGCUGUUAUUGUUGGAACUUGUCUGGCCAUAGACUUGGAGCCUUAUAAGGAUCAAGACGACUAUUGCGUGAUAUCGUCCAGAAACCCAUUCAUCUACUACAUCGCGUUCCUGGGCAUCUCCUGCUUCAUCCUCUUCGUCAACUUGCUCGUCUUCAUCAUGGUGACGCGGGUGCUGUUCAAGCCGCGCAUGGCCGAAGCCAACGCCAAGGCCGCCGACCACAACUCGUGCUCGGGCUCCAGCCCCGCCACCGCCAACCCGCCCAUCUCCGUCGCGCAAGUGCGCGGCGCCUUCACCGUCAUGACUCUGCUCGGGGUCACGUGGAUAUUCGGCGUGUUCGCCGUGGGCGAAGCCAAGACCGCGUUCCAGUACGCCUUCUGCGUCUGCAACUCGAUGCAGGGCUUCCUCAUCUUCGUGGUCAGGGUGCUGCAGUACCCGGAGGCACGCGCCUCCUGGGCCCAACUCGUCACCACGGGGACGUUCAAGAAGCACCGCGGCGGAGCGGUGCCCGCGGGGUCCUGGUGCGCCAACUCGGAUCCCAAGCAGAACAGCCAUUCGUCCAUGGUGCGGGUGACGUCCUGCAGCACGGACAGCACGAGCACCGUGGUCUUCAACAGCAAUAUCUGGAGCAAGGGUGGCGGUGGAGCAGCAGCAGGUGGCAGGGACCACGCCACGAUCCUGCCCCGUUUCUCGGGCGUCCGAAGGUUGCUCAAGAACUCGAACGUGCAGAAGGACGACAAGAGCGCGGCAUCACUGCCUGAGAAGUCAAAGUCCUCGCACAAGGUGGUCACUGACGAGACUGACUCCAAGGAGAACUACAAGGAAUUUUACUCCUCCGAACAUCAAAUCCCUUCUGUGGUCCCAGACCUCUACUCAGGCCAAGAGCAGGAAAUAAUAAAGACCAGCAGCGUGAAGGCGUUCUGA